Mytilus californianus (California mussel) is the source of this 687-nucleotide messenger RNA. Its product is annotated as N-lysine methyltransferase KMT5A-like. NCBI's taxonomy places the organism in Eukaryota, Metazoa, Mollusca, Bivalvia, Mytilida, Mytilidae. The record is from RefSeq and is a predicted model, not a curated record. Bases 1 to 687 code for a protein of 228 amino acids. Gene Ontology annotation, molecular function: protein binding. The transcript is spliced from 6 exons.
AUGGUAACAGGAAAAGGGGUGUUUGCUGAAAGAUCUUUUAACAAAGGUGAAUUUCUUCUGGAGUAUGAUGGGGAUCUUGUUUCUAACAAAGAGGGAAGUAAGAGAUUGGAGGUACACAGCAACACCUUAGGCUGCUAUGUGUUUUUUUUCAAGUAUGGAGGCAAAAGUUUAAGCAUAGAUGCUACUUUUUCUAAACAAAAGGGAAGGUUUGUCAAUGAUGGAGUUGGAGCAGAUGAGAAUGCUGUAAUGAAAAAAAUUGUUGUGGAUAGGAGCCCACAUUUAGUUUUAUUUGCCAUAAGAGAUAUAAAUUCAGGAGAUGAAGUCAGGUAUGACUAUGGUGAUGCAAGUCGAAACCUUCCAUGGAGAAAGAAACCAUUUAAAGGGGAAAAAAAAAAUAUGAUAUUGAAAGAAUGUUGUGUUUCAAUAAGAAGACUGGAGAUUAAAGAUAAUAGUCAUCAAGUGGCAUGCAAUAGAGAAACAUAUACUGACAGUGAUAGUGAUAUUGAGAACUUGACAAGGAAACGUAGAGUUUUGAAAAUACCAUCUGAUGAUGAAGAUGAGGAGAACCAGGAAUUUGACAAAAGUAAUGAGGUUGAACAAGUUUUGAUACAACCAUUAGAAGAUAAGGAAGUUGGCAGUAAUAUUGAGGUUGAAGAAGGUAAUGUGAACUUAAUAUAUCUUACCUGA